UAAAAACAUAACGAAGUUGCUGUUGAAAACAUUGAAUUGAAACCAAACCACGUAAGUUUCGAUAAAAAAAUGGUUAUCAAUAUUGUAAAUGAUAUCAUUCAUUAACAUAGACGUACUGGUUCUGUUAAAGAAAAGAGUGAAAAAAGUAAGCAGCAGAAAAAUGGAUGGAAUUUUAAAUAAGAGUUCCUGUAGUCAUCCAUGUAAUGCAGUGAAAUGUUGGAAGUGGAAUGUGAAUGACAUCUUCAAAAAGCAGCAGAGCAACUAUGCUGUACUUGUUUUAAAUCGGACUAUCACUCAAAGUCAGGAGAUUAUUAAAAAACUUUGGAACAAUGCCGCAUUAAGGAUGACAGUUGAUGGAGGUACAAUUCAUUGGGAUACAUUUGCCACCAGUGUACCAGAAAAUGAACAAGAAUCAAUAAAGUUGCCAGACAUGAUCACAGGAGACUUUGAUUCAAUAACUGACAACAUUUUACAGAAGUAUAAAACGAAAGGUUGUAAGAUUAUACAUACUCCUGACCAAGAUCACACGGAUUUUACGAAGGCUUUAAUUGAGCUGAACAACUAUUGUGAGGAGCAACAAACGAAGAUGGAUGAUGUUAUAGCAAUAGCACAGAGUUCAGGCAGAUUAGACCAAAUUCUGGGAAACAUUCAAACUUUGCAUCUAAUCAAAGAAAAUCGCUUGGUCCACCCGAGGACUAGAAUCUAUAUAUUGUCAGAUGACACUCUGUCUUGGCUCCUUCACCCGGGAGAUCAUAUCAUAGACAUUCCAGAGGAGAGUAGACAAUACAAAAGGGCUUCUUGCUCUCUGAUACCAGUGGGGGAGGCUUGCACUCAUGUUACUACUACUGGACUUAAGUGGAACUUGGAUAAUCAAGAAUUAAAGUUCGGCAAACUGGUGAGCACAUCUAACUCUUUCGACGGUUCUGAACAAGUGACAGUAAAGUGCAGCCACACUUUGCUUUGGUCCAUGAAGAUUCCUAGUUUAGCAAGUUCCAUCGAUAAAGCAAAGAAAUAGGACAAGAUCAGAAAGGACAGGUAUAUCUUAAGCCUAAUAAUCGCAUCCAUUUAAUAACUACAACGCCAAAGACAUACAGGUAUAGGUACAACUAAACCUGUAAUAUUAAUUUAUCUAAUCUCGUGUCUUAUUAAAUUUAUUAAUGAAUUUUUAUUAAAUUAGCAAAAUUACUGACUCAAAAUCUGAUAUGGAACAAACUCUCCCGGAUAUAUUGGAAACUGCUACAAAUACAACAUCAAUCCUUUACCUUCUAAGUCGCCGAAAAUGUAUUUAAUUUUGUUAGAUUCCUAUUUCAUGAGAUUAGAUAAAAUAGAGUAUGAAACGUGCAUGUCUCACACGUGUCUAUAUUAUAAAACUCACUUCGUUCGUUUUAUAAAAUGUAACUCGUGCUUUGAUGAUCGUCAUUAUGCAACCGUUUCAUAAUCUACUAUUUCCUAUAAUAUUAUCUACUGCCAAACUAGAUCUGCAAUUGUACAUACUAUAAUUAUGUAUUAGAAUUAUUAUUUACGCAAUUCCUUAAGCAAGUACUUACAUAGUUUUUUUUAUGGAUUUGUAAACUAAGCUGUGGUUUUUUACUUAACUUAUUUUGUUUUACUACUUUUAUGUAUGUUUUGUAUCUUAAUUCAGUAUGCCUAGCAUACGACUAAAGACAUAUUAUCUCGUGAAGGGAAAUAGACAAAAUAUCGAUCAAAGGCGACGGCUUUCGUCCUAUAAGAGAUAACGAUAUUUUCGGUUGCGCGCUAUUGGGUAAAAUUUGUCUAUUUCUCGUCACGAGAUACAUUUGGUCGCAUGUUAGACGCACUCUGCAAUCAUGAAGUUAAGAGUGAUUUUGCAAUGCAACGUGUUAUAACGCUUCGAAAAUUAAAAAUCGUAUGGGAAUGACAUUUGCUAUCGACAGGUCAUGUGAUUUUUUUAUAGUUUUCGAAGCGUUACCGUUUGUAGAAAGAGAAUCGACGUGCCACAUGUCUGCAGGCCCUGAUAAGUUAAUUAUGUUAAUGUGUACGAGCCUUUAUUAUUUAGGACGGCCUUCGUGGCGCAGAUUUACAAGACGGAGGUCCCGGGUUCGAACCCCGGCUGGGCUGAUUGAGGUUUCUUAAUUGGUCCAGGUCUGGCUGGUAGGAGACUUCGGCCGUGGCUAGUUACUGCCCUACCGGCAAAGAAGUACCGCCAAGCGAUUAAGCGUGUCGGUACGAUGUCGUGUAGAAACCGAGAGGGGUGGUGGAUUUUUUCAUGCUACUCUUAAGUUAGCCGGCUUACAUCUUAGAUUGCAUCAUCACUUACUAUACGAUGAGAUUGUAGACAAGGGUUAACUUGUACAAAAAUAAAAAAAAAGGUUGUUUUGGAUUUGUGACUUAUAAGAAUAUCUGUUCGUCCAGUGAUAUAUUUAUUAAGAGUAUCUUGAUGGAGUGUUAUUGUUACAUCAAAAAAUUAUCUGAUAAGUAGAACUUAAACUAAGCAUUGUGAUGCGUUGUUAGUUGUUAUUUUACACCUACUUAAUAAAGUUGUUAAUCAUUUGGUAAAGUUGUUAUAAAGUCAUACUUAAAAUAAAAGAUAUUUAAUGUACAA
Bicyclus anynana (squinting bush brown) is the source of this 2581-nucleotide messenger RNA. RefSeq names its product thiamin pyrophosphokinase 1. The coding region runs from base 89 to 1015 and encodes 308 amino acids. The record is from RefSeq and is a predicted model, not a curated record. Lineage: Eukaryota; Metazoa; Arthropoda; Insecta; Lepidoptera; Nymphalidae. Gene Ontology annotation, molecular function: thiamine diphosphokinase activity; thiamine binding; ATP binding. Gene Ontology annotation, biological process: thiamine diphosphate biosynthetic process; thiamine metabolic process. The transcript is spliced from 7 exons.